Eubalaena glacialis (North Atlantic right whale) is the source of this 4489-nucleotide messenger RNA. RefSeq names its product RHO family interacting cell polarization regulator 1 (gene RIPOR1). The transcript is spliced from 22 exons. Lineage: Eukaryota; Metazoa; Chordata; Mammalia; Artiodactyla; Balaenidae. Bases 235 to 4170 code for a protein of 1311 amino acids. The record is from RefSeq and is a predicted model, not a curated record.
UGGGAGGGGGGCCAAGGGCCCGGUGCCCCCGUGGUCCGGCCGGUCCCGCCCCAUCCUGGCGGGCUGAGUCAGGCGGCAGGAACUGGGCGGGGGGCGGCGCCGGGAGGAGCUGAAGCAGGAGCCAGAGUCGCUGGGAGCGAGCGCGGAGCCCAGCCCGGCCGGUACCGAGUGGCCCUGGGCCGGCGGGGACACGGGGGGCAAGCGCGGGGCUUGGAGGGCUGUCCCGGACCUACCAUGAACUCCAAGAAGAGAGGGAGCCCCGCGCGGACUCGUUCCAUGAUGUCCCUGUCGGUGCGGCCGCAGCGCCGCCUGCUCAGCGCACGGGUCAGUAGGAGCCAGUCCUUCGCAGGCGUCCUCGGCAGCCAGGAGCGGGGGCCCAGGAGCUUCCCAGCCUUCAGUCCCCUGGGGCCCCCACGGAAGCCCCCAGCGCUCUCCCGAGUGUCCAAGAUGUUUUCAGUGGCGCACCCGGCCCCCAAGGUCCCGCAGCCUGAGCGGCUGGACCUGGUGUACACGGCACUCAAGCGAGGCCUGACGGCCUAUUUGGAAGUGCACCAGCAGGAGCAGGAGAAACUCCAAAGACAGAUAAGGGAGUCCAAGAGGAAUUCCCGCCUGGGCUUCCUGUAUGACUUGGACAAGCAAGUCAAGUCCAUUGAACGCUUCCUACGACGGCUGGAGUUCCACGCCAGCAAGAUCGACGAGCUGUAUGAGGCAUACUGUGUCCAGCGGCGUCUCCGGGAUGGCGCCUACAACAUGGUCCGUGCCUACAGCACCGGCUCCCCAGGGAGCCGUGAGGCCCGGGACAGCCUGGCCGAGGCUACUCGGGGGCAUCGGGAGUACACAGAGAGCAUGUGCCUGCUGGAGAGCGAGCUGGAAGCACAGCUGGGAGAGUUCCAUCUCCGGAUGAAAGGGCUGGCCGGCUUCGCCAGGUUAUGUGUGGGCGAUCAGUAUGAGAUCUUCAUGAAAUAUGGGCGUCAGCGCUGGAAACUACGGGGCCGCAUAGAGGGUAGUGGAAAGCAGGUGUGGGACAGUGAGGAAACCGUCUUUCUUCCUCUGCUUACGGAGUUCCUGUCCAUCAAGGUGACAGAACUGAAGGGCCUGGCCAACCAUGUGGUUGUAGGCAGCGUCUCCUGUGAGACCAAGGAUCUGUUCGCCGCCCUGCCCCAGGUUGUAGCUGUGGACAUUAAUGACCUUGGCACCAUCAAGCUCAGCCUGGAAGUCACGUGGAGUCCCUUCGACAAGGAUGACCAGCCCUCAGCCGCUUCUACUGUCAACAAGGCCUCCACAGUCACCAAGCGCUUCUCCACCUACAGCCAGAGCCCACCAGACACGCCCUCACUUCGGGAGCAGGCCUUCUAUAAUAUGCUGAGGCGGCAGGAGGAGCUGGAGAAUGGGACAGCGUGGUCCCUGUCAUCCGAAUCUUCCGAUGACUCCUCUAGCCCACAGCUCUCAGGCACUGCGCGCCACUCCUCAGCCCCCAGGCCCCUGGUGCAGCAGCCUGAGCCUCUGCCCAUCCAGGUUGCCUUCCGUAGGGCUGAGACCUCCACUUCUGGGACCGUGGACGAGGAGAGGGCCAUGGCCCCAGCCCUGGCCAAUGGGCAUGCCCCCUACAGCCGGACUCUGAGCCAUAUCAGUGAGGCCAGUGUGGAUGCUGCCCUGGCUGAGGCUUCAGUGGAGGCUGCAGGCCUAGAAAGUCUAGUCCGGGGACCCAGCCCACCUGCACCCCCAGAUCCCACACAUGGGGAGCACCCUAGUCCUGUCCUUUCUGCCCUGGACCCUGGCCAUUCUGCCACAAGCCCCACUCUCAGUACAACAGGCCCCACCCACACAUCUACAGACCCUGCCCCCUCUGCACACCUAGACUCAGUUAACAAGAGCAUAAAUUCUAGCUCUCCUGAAUUGCCAGACCCCACUCACACCACUACAAGCUCCACCUCUAGUGCCGUAAGCCCUACCCAUAGUGCUCCAAGCCUCACUCACACUUCCACAAGUUCUACCCACAAGACUGUGGUCUCUACCGUCACUAUUACAGGCCCUACCCCCAGUACCACAGGACCAGUCCAGACCACCACAAGUCCCACCCACAAGCCAAUGCUUUCUACCCUCACUCCUGCAGCUCCUGCCCCCAAUACUACAGGCCCAGUCCAGACCACCACAAGCCUCAGCCACACUGUCACACACCUGACACACACUGUCACAAGCCCCACCAGCAAGCACAUGAUCUCUACCCUCUCUACUGCAGGCCCUACCCCCAGUACCACAGACCCAGCCCAGACUACCACAAGCCCCACCCACACUACCACUAGCACCACCCACACUACUGCAAGCCCUACCCAUACCACAAUAAGCCCCGCCCAUACCAUAAUAAGCCCCGCCCACACUACUGCAAGCUCUACCUACACCACCACAAGCAGUACCCACACUACUGCAACCCCUACUCACACAGCCAGGAUUUCAACUCACACCGCUACACCCAAUGCUAAGGACCCAGUCCAGAUCACCAUGAGUCCUACCCAUUCUGUCACAAGUCCCACCCUUAUAACUGUAAGCCCUUCCACUUUUCUAGACCUUGCCACGCUCUCCAACCCCUCUGCAAACACAGACCCUCCCCUCCCAGGCAUCGACCCCCUGUCCUGUAGCUAUGCAGCCUCCACUUCCUGCACUCAGGCAGACCCCAUAGCCCUCUGCACCUCCCACCCAAGUCCUACCUGUUCCAGUUGGGAACCACUCACAAGCCCUUCCCCAAAACUCCCAGAAGCCAUCCAUCAGAGCCCAAGUCCCCCUCCCUCACCCCUAGCCCCUGUGCCUCAGCAUUCAGACCCUAGAGUGGCCAGGGCUGCCCAGGCCCCAGUUCCAGGGGCAGCUGGAGGUGCUGGGGACAGGAAACUGGAAGAGGCACUGGGGGCCCUAAUGGCUGCCCUGGAUGACUAUCGUGGCCAGUUUCCUGAGCUGCAGGGCCUGGAGCAGGAGGUGACCCGGCUGGAGAGUCUGCUUAUGCAGAGACAAGGCCUGACUCGCAGCCGGACCUCCAGUCUUAGCAUCACUGUGGAGCAUGCCCUGGAGAGCUUCAGCUUCCUCAAUGAAGAUGAAGAUAAUGACAGUCCUGGGGACAGGCCCCCAAACAGCCCGGAGCCUGGGGCUGAGGACAGCCUCGACUCACCUAGUGCCCGACCCCUCAGCACGGAGUGUCCAGCUCUGGACACUGCCUUGGUCCAGCACCUGUACCACUGCAGCCGCCUCCUGCUGAAACUGGGCACAUUUGGGCCCCUGCGCUGCCAGGAGGCAUGGGCCCUGGAGCGGCUACUGCGGGAGGCCCGAGUGCUCGAAGCAGUAUGUGAGCUUAGCAGGCGAUGGGAAAUCCCUGCCACCUCUGCCCAGGAAGUGGUGCAGUUCUCGGCCUCCCGGCCCGGCUUCCUGACCUUCUGGGACCAAUGUACAGAGGGACUCAGCCCCUUCAUCUGCCCUGUGGAGCGGGUGCUCCUCACCUUCUGCAAUCAGUACAGCGCCCGUCUCUCCCUGCGCCAGCCAGGCUUAGCCGAGGCUGUGUGUGUCAAGUUCCUGGAGGAUGCCCUGGGGCAGAAGCUGCCCCGGAGGCCCCAGUCAGGCCCUGGAGAGCAGCUCACCGUCUUCCAGUUCUGGAGUUACGUCGAAGCCUUGGACAGCUCCUCCAUGGAGGCCUAUGUGACCGAGACUGCCGAGGAGGUGUUACUGGUGCGGAAUCUGAACUCAGAUGACCAGGCUGUUGUGCUGAAAGCCCUGAGGUUGGCACCUGAGGGGCGGCUUCGAAGUGAUGGGCUCCGGGCCCUCAGCUCCCUGCUUGUCCAUGGCAACAACAAGGUCAUGGCUGCUGUCAGCACUCAGCUCCGGAGCCUGUCACUGGGCCCUGCCUUCCGGGAAAGGGCCCUACUCUGCUUCCUGGACCAGCUCGAGGAUGAGGAUGUGCAGACGAGAGUGGCUGGCUGCUUGGCCCUGGGCUGCAUCAAGGCUCCUGAAGGCAUUGAGCCCCUGGUGUACCUGUGCCAAACGGACACAGAAGCCGUGAGGGAAGCAGCUCGGCAGAGUCUGCAGCAAUGCGGGGAAGAGGGACAGUCUGCCCAUCGACGGCUGGAGGAGUCACUGGAUGCCCUACCCCGCAUCUUCGGGCCCGGCAGCAUGGCCAGCACGGCAUUUUAAACUCCCCACCCACCAGCCCCCAGUGCCCCUUCCCCCCACUUUCAGGGCUUACCAGGCACUGGCAGGGAGGGUGAGGGCUGGCUCCAGACACUCCUCCCUCACAGAUUCCUAUCAAUGAAAAUCUAAUAUAUUCUCCUUUUGUCCUCGGGGUGGGUAGAGUCAGUGCCGCAGUCAAGUGCCUCCCAGCCUCGGCUCAGCACACUUGCCAUAGAUCGGUGUCCCGGGCCUGGCCGUCCUGCCUCUGCCCUGCCACGUCCCUUGGUUUUGUAUUUUAUUUACAGAGUUUUACAGAAAAUAAAAAAGCAAAAUGCCUUUCCUA